Sphaerulina musiva SO2202 is the source of this 1474-nucleotide messenger RNA. Its product is annotated as biotin synthase mitochondrial precursor. Gene Ontology annotation, cellular component: mitochondrion. Bases 55 to 1356 code for a protein of 433 amino acids. The record is from RefSeq and is a predicted model, not a curated record. The transcript is spliced from 2 exons. Gene Ontology annotation, biological process: biotin biosynthetic process. Lineage: Eukaryota; Fungi; Ascomycota; Dothideomycetes; Mycosphaerellales; Mycosphaerellaceae. Gene Ontology annotation, molecular function: biotin synthase activity; 2 iron, 2 sulfur cluster binding.
GCCAGCCAGCCUUUGUGCUCAUAUCCUUCGACUCUCAUCAUCACAUCCAUAUCCAUGUCGCUGACUUUGCUCUCGAAGCGGGCGCCUGCGCGGUGCCUGCGGGCCUCGGGUGCUGUUGGUGGUGGUGGCGGUGGUGGUGGUGUUGCUGCUGCUGUUGCUACUGCAGUAGGAGGCACAAGAGCAUUCAGUACGCCCGUGAAUGACUCCUUCGCACCCAUUUCCACCACUCCGCCCUCUGCGCCAGAAGCUCAAGGGGCAGUCUGGCGGGCUGUCAAUGCUCGUGCUCCCCGCCACGACUGGACCAAGGAUGAGAUUCGGGAGCUGUACAACACGCCGCUCAUGGAGCUGGCUCAUCAGGCGGGUGUUCUGCAUAGACGCUUCCACUCGCCGUCGGCGGUGCAAAUGUGCACGCUGAUGAACAUCAAAACCGGUGGCUGUAGCGAGGACUGCUCGUACUGUGCGCAGUCGACGCGCUACAACACGGGACUCAAGGCCGAAAAAAUGUCUCCGGUGGAGAAUGUGCUCCAGGCCGCGCGCAUCGCCAAGGACAAUGGGAGCACGCGCUUCUGCAUGGGAGCGGCGUGGAGAGACAUGCGAGGCCGCAAGACCAGCCUGAAGAACGUCAAAGCCAUGGUCGAGGGCAUUCGCGCCAUGGACAUGGAAGUCUGCGUUACACUCGGUAUGAUUGAUCAGAACCAGGCCGACGAGCUCAAGUCAGCCGGCCUCACGGCAUACAACCACAACGUGGACACAUCGCGAGAGCACUAUCCCUCCGUCAUUACGACACGAACCUACGACGAGCGUCUGCAGACGCUAUCGCACGUGCGAAAUGCCGGCAUCAACGUCUGCUCCGGAGGUAUCUUGGGCCUGGGAGAGAAGCCCGAAGACCACGUUGGUCUCUUGUACACCGUGUCGACUCUCCCAGCGCAUCCCGAGUCGUUUCCCGUCAACGCACUGGUGCCGAUCAAAGGGACCCCACUCGGCGACGACCCCAACCGCACCCGUAUUGCCUUUGACGCCAUUUUGAGGACCAUUGCCACCGCACGCCUGGUCAUGCCCGCCACCAUUAUCCGCAUCGCAGCAGGACGCACGACGAUGAGUGAAGCCGAGCAGAUUCUCUGCUUCUCCGCAGGCGCCAAUGCCGUUUUCACGGGCGAAAAGAUGCUGACUACAGAUGCUGUCGGGUGGGAUGCAGAUAAAGUCAUGUUUGAAAAAUAUGGUCUGCUGCCCAUGCGUCCUUUUGAACGAGGCGGUUAUCGGGAUGCUACUUCUACUGCUCCUGCUCCUACUCCUACGCAAGAAACACUGUCAUCUGCAGAAACUACUUCUGCGGGGAAUGUAGCUGCAGCAGCAUGAUGGUCUAAAAUCUUACUUACCCAACUGAGUUGCGCAAAUACGAACAUUUUACUUAUCACAUCACACGAUACUACCAAUGUACUCCCCGUGAUCACCACAUUGUUUUCUCGUGCCAGAC